UGUGUGGGUGUGUGUGCGUGUGCACGCCUGACAGCUGCGUUGCGAAAAUACUGCGUAAGAGCCGGUCCAAAUAUUAUUUUAUCUUUGUUGCACUGUAUCUUAAACAAGGAUAAAAUGAUACUCGGACUACUCGGAGGUAUUUGGGUAGGAUUUUCGAACGCAGUUCGUUUUGUCAGGCACACAUUCCACACCACACAAGGCGCAAUCGUGAUGUCUGUGUUUUUAUGUUACAUAUAUGCGUUAUUUUAAUUCAACGAUUUUACUGAUGAGUCUGGGUGCUCGUGAGGCGACGACAUUCGAGAAAUAUAUAUAAUAUUAGCUUUUUCUUUAUUAUUAGUGUUUUAUUUCCAGAUAAUAAUUCUCGCACUGCAACACACAGUAUUGCAUGUGUGCCUAUCGAUACUGACUCAGUUGCGCUGUUGCUUUGACGGCCUUGCACUCCAGCUUCCUGCUGCUGCAUAUACCUACCUAUAAUCUGCAGUCGGUGAUAACAAUGGCUGGUAUUCCGACAAUUACAUUUUCGAAUGGAUACAAAAUGCCGGUGUUGGGCCUCGGAACUUAUAACUCUAAGAUGGGGGAUGUGAAAAGAGCUGUUAAAGACGCAAUAGAUCUAGGAUAUCGUCAUAUUGAUACAGCUUUCCUUUAUGGUAAUGAGGAAGAGAUUGGAGAAGCUAUUCGCGACAAAAUCAAAGAUGGUAGCGUGACCAGAGAAGAUCUAUUUAUUACCACAAAGUUGUGGAACAAUUUCCAUAAAGAAGAGCAUGUCGUCCCGGCCUGCAAACGAUCGUUGGCCAAUCUUGGUUUAGAUUAUGUGGAUCUCUUUUUAAUUCACUGGCCAUUUGCUUUCAAGGAAGGGGAUGAUUUAAUGCCUGUAGAUGCUGCUGGAAAUUUUUGCGAAUCGGAAAUCGAUUAUUUAGAAACAUGGAGAGGAAUGGAAGAGUGUGUUCACCAAGGUUUAACUCGCAGCAUCGGAAUCAGUAACUUUAACUCCGAGCAAAUUACCCGUUUACUCAAAUCGGCUAAAAUCGCCCCAGUUAAUAAUCAGAUUGAAGUUAAUAUAAAUCUAAAUCAAGAGAAAUUAGCAGAUUUUUGCAAGAAACGUAACAUAACGGUAACUGCUUAUUCUCCUCUGGGACAACCCGGAAAUGUAUUUGGCGUUGACAAUAGCUUAAAUAAUCCUAUAAUAUUGCAACUUGCAAAAAAAUAUAAUAAGACGUCGGCGCAAAUAGCACUUCGAUACGUGUAUCAACAAGGAACUGCGCCAAUACCUAAGUCUGUAACUAAAAGUCGAAUUAAGGAAAAUAUGGAAAUUUUUGAUUUCACGUUAACAUCCGAUGAAAUGAAUGCUAUUCGUAAAAUCGGCACUGGACAAAGAGUAAUAUUUUUCACACCUGCGAAGAAUUUUAAAUACUUUCCUUUUAACAUUCCGUUUUAAAUCAGUGUAAAGAGAG
This is a messenger RNA of Trachymyrmex septentrionalis, 1451 nucleotides long. RefSeq names its product 1,5-anhydro-D-fructose reductase-like. The record is from RefSeq and is a predicted model, not a curated record. Gene Ontology annotation, cellular component: cytosol. Gene Ontology annotation, molecular function: aldose reductase (NADPH) activity. The transcript is spliced from 8 exons. Lineage: Eukaryota; Metazoa; Arthropoda; Insecta; Hymenoptera; Formicidae. The coding region runs from base 494 to 1435 and encodes 313 amino acids.